GAAAACAGAGCAUGAAAAUGUAUAAUACCUUUUUAUUCCGAAUGCAACUCUGUUGAAGCGGCAUUUUACAAUACAUACAUUACAAAACCUAGCAAAAGUACAGUGGAUCGUAUAAUAUUAAAUAAAUUAGUUACCAUCCGAGAAAUAUAUUUAAAAUUACUGGAAUUAAAAAAUGUCUGAUAGCGAGCAAAAUGUACCAGAAGGCUGGGAAGUACGCACGUCUCGUUCUACAGGUUUGAAGUACUAUUUAAACAUAUACACAAAGGAAUCACAGUGGGAUUUACCAACGGCUAAAGCUAACGAACCAAAUAAAAAAGACAGUCCUAGUCAGGUACGGUGCUCACAUCUACUCGUAAAGCACAAAGGUAGUCGCAGGCCCAGUUCUUGGCGUGAAGAAAACAUAACACGCAGUAAAGAAGAAGCACGUGCUAUUUUGGAAGACUAUCGUCAAAAGAUAGAGGAUGGCGAAGCCAGUUUAGAAGAAUUGGCUCAACAAUAUUCCGAUUGUAGUUCUGCUAAAAGGGGUGGAGACUUAGGAAUGUUCGGCAAAGGACAAAUGCAAAAACCGUUUGAAGAAGCUGCAUUUAAUCUUAAAGUUGGAAAAAUGUCUAAAAUUGUGGAUACGGAUUCUGGCUUGCAUAUCAUACUUCGAACUGCAUAAAUAUUUAUAAAGAAAUCUGAGUGAUUGCAUUAAUAUACAAGUUGUUUUCUUUUUUUAUUUGCAAAGUUAUUUAAAUUUAUAUUUUCUGCAUUUUUAAAUAAAAUUAAUCUGAAUUUAAUUUUUUUAAA
Molecule: messenger RNA, 789 nt
Organism: Teleopsis dalmanni
Lineage: Eukaryota; Metazoa; Arthropoda; Insecta; Diptera; Diopsidae
Product: putative peptidyl-prolyl cis-trans isomerase dodo
Exons: 3
Coding region: 173-661 (162 amino acids)
Cellular component (GO): cytosol; nucleus
Molecular function (GO): protein binding; peptidyl-prolyl cis-trans isomerase activity
Source: RefSeq, a predicted model, not a curated record